GAUCCUCCAUCGAAGCCCACGGCUUCUGGAUCCCAUCCACGCCGUCCAACGCCGGAGAAAACGAUGGUGGAAUCGUGGCACCAGAGCCGGAGGCUAGGAUCGUCGACCAGACACUGUCUGCCACGGGCCAGCGAUCAAUCUCAUUAGCGGGGACUUCGAGCGCCGUCGUGGAAAAUCACGAAGAGCGCGGAACCACCUCCACGGUCUCUCUAAAGCUUAAUGGUCCGGUUACGAACGACCCAGUAACCGUUGUCAAAGACGUGGCAUGGAGUCGGGACUCAUCGAACCAAAACAGCCAGCUGAGCGCGCACGGAAUCAAAGAUAAUGAACCAGCCGUCGGAUUUCCUUCCGGCGAGAGGGUGAGGGAUGUCGCGGGGGGCGGACAUGGUGCCGAGACGAUCGAUGAAGUUAAUCUGGAUGGAUCGGGGAACGGGGAUCACGCAGGAAUAUCGAAAAGCUUCGUCGAGUUGAUGAAACAGAGAAACUCGAGAGGAAAUUCGGGGAAUUCGGGAGCCAAGUUGGGGAGUUCAAUGGGAAAGUUGGGAAAUUCGAGGUCAGGAGACUCAUCUGUGAUCGGCACGGGCAAUGUUGAGGAGGAACGUGCGGAAGAGUGGAGUUCCUUGAAGACUGGACUGAGUGGGGUAACAGGUAUUCUGGGUAAUAAGGCGAAAGGGGAUACCAGAGAUCCAAUAGAGGGUUCGAUAGGGUCUAUUGAGGAAUUCUUGAGUGCCAAGGAGGACGAAACAGUGGGAGGAUUGAGGGUGAAGGGCUUUCAAUUUUCUGAGGAGGCGGAUAAAAUGACAAAAGAUGUUGCUGUAGUGAAAAAUGGUAUCCAGAAUUCAAUGAAUGGAGAGUCCAAAAGCUCCGAAGGGUCAAAGGAGAUGAGGGUUGAGAACCUUCAAAGUGUCAAACAGGAGGAUCAGAGGACUCAGGUUGAUUUAACUGCUGUAGUCAAGGAUAGUGUAAUGGAUUCAAUGAACAGAGAGUCCAAAAGCUACAAAAGCUCAAAGAAGAUGAGGGUUGAUAACCUUCAAAGUGUCAAACAGGAGGAUCAAAGGUCUCAGAUUGAUCUAGCUGAUAUAGUAGAGGACAAUACCCGCGAUCCAAUGGACACUGAGUCCGAAAGCUCCAAAAGCUCAAAGAAGAUGAGAGUUGAGAACCUUCAAAGCGUCAAACAGGAGGAUCAGAGGUCUCAGAUUGAUCUAGCUGAUAUAGUAGAGGACAAUACCCGCGAUCCAAUGGACACCGAGUCCAAAAGCUCCAAAAGCUCAAAGAUGAUGAGGGUUGAGAACCUUCAAAGCGUCAAACAGGAGGAUCAGAGGACUCAGAUUGGUCCAACUGAAAUAGUGGAGGACAGAGAGUCCAAAAGCUCCAUAGAAGAAUCCCUAGAUCUUAAAAAGGAUGAGAAACUAGGUAACCCAAGGGCAAAGGAUCUCUCCCCUACCAAACAGCCUAUCAACAGGAAACUUCAUCUAUCUGCUGCAUUAAAUAAAACUCUCAACAAUAUAAUGAACAGCCAAUCCUCCACCGAUGAUCUGCCAUCUCCAAAGGACAAUACAUCACUAACAUCAAAGGUCCCUCAACACAAGUUUGAAACUCAGACUAAUCUACCCUUCACGAAACCAAACAACAUCGUCAACCCACCAAUCCAAUCGUCAGUCUUCACAAGCAACCUACAUUCUCUAGAACAAAGACCAUCAGACUCCCCAACAAAACAGAGACGAGAUUCCAGCGGAUUUCCUACAAAAUCAGAGGUACCAUCCUCAGUGCUCGGUAACAAAGCACCGAACGUCACGUCCACGAAGAUCGAAUCGUUUCCAUUCGAGAACCUCGGUCCGAGAGCAUCAGUUCUGGAUCGUCGGGAAUUUAUCGCGCAGAGUCGAGCUACCAUAACCAGCACGAUGGACGAAAUGACGAGUCCUCAGACGGCUUCCUUCGACGAGGACGUCCCGUUCGAGACCACCGAGUCCGGUAAAAUGGAUGCCGGAGCGUCGAUCGCGUCGACCACCGACAUGGAUCGGUUGAUUUAUCUGGGAACAGGCGAGUACAGAAUCACUACUGCGGCGAACGUGUCCCAAAGCGGUGGGGAUAACUCGUCCCACGAGUUGGAAUAUCAGUGGCCAGUUAAGCACAGCGCGGUCGUAGAGGGUGACCUGGUGCUGGGUGGGUUAAUGAUGGUGCACGAGAGAGAGGAUAGGAUGACUUGUGGCCCGGUGAUGCCGCAGGGCGGCGUCCAAGCUGUCGAGGCUAUGCUGUACACGUUGGACUGGCUGAACGAACAAGACAUCGUGCCUGGCGUGAAAAUCGGCGCUCAUAUACUCGACGACUGCGACAAGGACACCUACGGACUCGAAAUGGCGGUGGACUUUAUCAAAGGUUCAAUAAGCAAUAUAGACGGCGCGGAGUAUCACUGCAAUAAAACUGCAGUGCGAAAAGUUAUCAGCGGAGUCGUGGGGGCCGCAAGCUCGGUCACAUCCAUUCAAGUGGCCAACCUUCUCAGACUGUUCCGGAUACCGCAGGUUUCAUUCUUCUCGACCAGUCCAGAACUCUCCAACAAGCAACGCUUCGAAUAUUUCACGCGGACUAUACCCAGCGACCACUAUCAAGUGAAAGCGAUGGUAGACAUCGUCCUAAGAAUGGGCUGGAGCUACGUGUCCAUCAUAUACGAAGAAAGCAAUUACGGAAUAAAGGCAUUCGAGGAGCUGGAGGAGCUCUUGGGAAAAUACGACAUAUGUAUCGCCAUAAAGGAGAAACUGGUCAAGGAUUCCGGUGUGGCUGGGGAAACGGCGUACGACAAUAUCGUUUUGAAAUUGUUAACCAAACCGAGGGCCAAAGGGUGCAUCAUAUACGCCUCGGAUCAAGAAGUUGCGGAACUUAUGAGAGCAGUGAGACGUUGCAAUGCAACCGGUGCGUUCUCCUGGAUCGGCAGCGACGGAUGGAGUGCCAGAGGGUUAGUCAGCAAUGGUAACGAACCGGAAGUCGAGGGUACUUUAUCGGUUCAGCCCCAAGCCAAUCCUAUCAAGGGCUUCAAAGAGUACUUCUUGAAUCUGACCGUCGAGAACAACCGAAGGAACCCGUGGUUUGUUGAAUUUUGGGAGGAUCACUUCCAGUGUCGAUAUCCAAACGCAUCUCUAACUCCGUACAACAAACGAUACACGAAACCAUGUACAACGAAAGAGCGCUUGACUGCACAGAACACUGCAGUCGAAGACCAACUGCAGUUCGUCUCCGACGCAGUUAUGGCGUUUGCCUAUGCUUUUCGAGAUAUCCACAAACGCCUUUGUCGCGAGCAUCCGAAGAAUUGUGGUCAUAUGAACCCGACCAACGGCACGGAGCUUCUACAAUAUCUCAGAGAGGUAGAGUUCGAAGGUCUGAGCGGUGAUAAAUUCAAAUUCGACAAAAACGGAGACGGGCCGGCCAGAUACAACAUCAUCCAUUUCAAGCAAACCGAGCCCGGCAAGUACAAGUGGGUCCGCGUUGGUAAAUACCUCGAGGGUGAACUAAGGCUGAACAUGUCCGAAAUCCAAUUUAAACUCGGACAUCCUCAGCCCCCCGACAGCGUGUGCGCUCUGCCCUGCGAAGUCGGCCAGGCAAAGAAGUACGUGGAGGGUGAGAGAUGCUGUUGGCACUGCUUCAACUGCACCCAAUAUCAGAUACGACAUCCGAAGGAUGAGACGCAAUGUAUUCAAUGUCGUCAAGGUACCGUGCCAGACGAGACGCAUUCUACUUGUCGUGACAUCCCACAGGAAUUCCUGCGGCCCGAAAGCGGUUGGGCAAUCGGAGCAAUGUCCUUUUCUGCCACGGGGAUGCUGAUAACGUCCUUCGUGUGCGGAGUGUUCCUGAAGCACAACGACACACCGGUGGUCCGUGCAUCGGGUCGCGAGCUGUCCUACGUUCUGCUAUCGGGGAUCCUGCUCUGUUAUCUAGUUACGUUCGCUCUGGUGAUGAAGCCCACGGACAUCGUUUGCGGUAUCCAAAGAUUCGCCGCGGGUUUCUGCUUCACCGUUGUCUACGCAGCCCUAUUAACGAAGACAAAUCGAAUAUCAAGGAUCUUCAACGCGAGCAAACACAGCGCAAAGAGGCCGUCAUUCAUAUCCCCGCGGUCCCAGCUGAUCAUUUGCUCGGGUCUAGUGUCUGUGCAAAUCUUAAUUAAUGGAGUUUGGAUGAUAAUUGAUCCGGCAAAGGCGAUGCAUCACUACCCGACCAGGGAAGACAAUUUACUUGUUUGCAACAGUUACGUCGACGCCAGUUACAUGAUAGCGUUCGCCUAUCCUAUCAUGCUGAUCGUUGUUUGCACCGUUUACGCGGUCCUCACGAGGAAGAUCCCCGAAGCCUUCAACGAAAGCAAACACAUCGGUUUCACUAUGUACACCACGUGCGUGAUAUGGUUAGCCUUCGUGCCAUUAUAUUUUGGUACCGGGAACAACGUCGCCCUAAGAAUCACCUCGAUGUCGGUGACCAUAAGUCUCUCCGCGUCCGUGACCAUAGCUUGCCUCUUCAGCCCCAAGCUGUACAUCAUUCUGAUUCGACCCGAGAGGAACGUUCGUCAGAGCAUGAUGCCAGCUAGAUACAACACAACGAAAAGCUCUGCGGUGACGCCGACAAACGCCUCGAGCAUGAUCGCACCUGUAACGCUCACUGCGGCCACAUGCGAUCAAAAUAAAACUGUCAAGAAACACAUCAUCAACACCAUCGACUGCUCCACGCAAAGCGAAUAUUACGAGUUGGAAGUGAAGGAUCAGAAAAAUGGCAAACCACCCGCCACGGUUGUUUCGCGUUCGACUCAGACCUGCACUAACAACGACAAGGAUUCGAGUGCUGUGGUGGCUGGCAAAGACUCGAAGGAGAACAAUACGACAACGACGAAGGAAAACACCACAACGAAACAAAUAAAUAACAACGCUAGGAUAGGGAACGGACCAGUCAAUCAAACGGACGUCACCUUGUAGCAGAAAGCUUCCAUAGAUUCCGCCAUGUUGUCCGCGAAUUUGAAACCAAUCUCGAAGAAACCCGUAGUGGUUUGAAGGGAACCUAAGAGAAUUACCUUUGGAUAUUUUGUAAAUACGACUGAACGCGAAUCGCGAGGCGUCGAUUAAAAAGAAACUGUGCGCUAAUUGUCCUCAAAGCUGCGGACGAUGUCGAACCUCAACACGUGUGACGAUAGUUGUGUAAAAUCGCACGAUCUUGCGGCGCCUGUUUCACACGUUUGGAGGAAUUUGUUUCGUGUAUGCGCGCUGGGACGAUAAUAAAUUCUAAUUACGAAACCGAGGCUAUAAAUUUAAUUAUCGGAAAUUCUAUGCAAAGAAUGUUUAUCGGAGGAAUUUUAAUAAGUGAUAAACCGGGAGUACACCUAAGCCUCGAGUUACACGGAAUUUUUCACACGAUUUGCAAACUGUGCAUUUCGAAAAUUCAUACUGCAAAUUUAUCGUGCAAUUUAUGCUGCUUUUAGUUCCGUUUAUUUGUUAACAUUGACACUGAACCUACAAAAAUUAACUUCCCCUUAUUUGUACAC
Molecule: messenger RNA, 5512 nt
Organism: Hylaeus anthracinus
Lineage: Eukaryota; Metazoa; Arthropoda; Insecta; Hymenoptera; Colletidae
Product: metabotropic glutamate receptor 2-like
Exons: 15
Coding region: 471-4949 (1492 amino acids)
Biological process (GO): G protein-coupled receptor signaling pathway
Cellular component (GO): membrane
Molecular function (GO): adenylate cyclase inhibiting G protein-coupled glutamate receptor activity
Source: RefSeq, a predicted model, not a curated record